Bufo bufo (common toad) is the source of this 1350-nucleotide messenger RNA. Its product is annotated as synaptogyrin-1-like. NCBI's taxonomy places the organism in Eukaryota, Metazoa, Chordata, Amphibia, Anura, Bufonidae. Gene Ontology annotation, cellular component: neuromuscular junction; synaptic vesicle membrane. The record is from RefSeq and is a predicted model, not a curated record. The transcript has a single exon. The coding region runs from base 206 to 787 and encodes 193 amino acids.
GCCAUCCUCCUCCUCCUCCUCCUCCAUCCCUGUCUUCAUUGGGAGCCUCUGCAUUUGAUGGUGUGCGGCUCACCUGCAGAGAGCCUCCCAUGCCCUUGAGCAGAGUAGCCAUUAUCUGAUCUGCCUGUCAUUUACCAGCCAGCCUCACUGCAAGGGCAUCUGGACACCGCUCCUAAUUUGCAGAUCCACUUUGGAGGUGCUGAUAAUGGAGGGAGGCGCUUAUGGAGCCGGUAAGGCUGGAGGAGCCUUUGACCCCCAGACUUUCAUCCGGCAACCUCACACUGUCUUAAGGAUGGUGUCUUGGGUCUUUUCCAUUGUGGUCUUUGGGUGUAUAAUUAAUGAGGGAUACAUUAAUAAGGCGAGCGAGGAGGAGGAGCACUGCAUUUUCAACCAAAACCAAAGUGCCUGCAACUAUGGUGUGACAGUAGGGGUGCUGGCCUUCCUCACCAGCAUUCUGUACCUGGCAGUAGAUGUCCACUUUCCACAGAUUAGCAGUGUCAAAGACCACAAAAAAACUGUAAUAUCUGACAUUGCUGUGUCUGGUUUCUGGUCGUUUUUUGGGUUUGUUGGCUUCUGCUUUUUGGCCAACCAAUGGCAAGUGUCUGACCCAGAGGACAAUCCAAUGAAUGAAGGAGCAGAUGCUGCCCGCACAGCCAUAGCGUUCUCGUUCUUCUCCAUCUUUACUUGGGCCAUCGUAGCAGUGCUCAGGCUACAGCAUCUGAAGGAAAUUUCUUUCCAAGAGGAAUACAGCAGACUUUUCCCCACUAGCCCCCAACCCUUCCCUUAACCUUUUAACAAAGCAAUACAAAUCUGCAGUGCCUUAACCACUCCAUCCUACUUGUUAUUGUAUAUUAGAAAGUUUACGUUUGUAUUAUAUAUGUCGCUGCUUUAGAGUUUGCUUAUACAUGUGGAUUCUGAACACGAUUCCAGCCACCUUCGAUAUAUUCAAGGUUAUUUUAUGGGUGCUAUUGGGUGAGUUUAAAAGCAGGCCACCCAAAUAUUGUGUGCUCCAGCAUAAUGUAUCCCAGUGUGAAUCAUAUGUUUGGGCAAGCUUUUAAAGACCAUCUGUCAUACUUCAUGAAAUGUUUCACGUUGUUUUUUUAAAGUGUUAAAAUACUAAAAUGUCUUCCUGAAGUAAUACUUAAAAUGAUGUGGUAAGAGCAAGUGGCAGCAUCACAUGGGAGCGUAGCACGCACAUUAUUUCAGGAGGACCUGCUUGGCCACAUUGUUCUGAUAUGUUCUGGUGGUACCAAGCUGAUUAGAUUGCACUGUGACCUCAAAUAAGUCUUUUUUAAAGAUUUUUGUGGCACUCUGUUCAUCAAUAAAUAGGAGACUAAUCUGAUUUUAUAU